AGAAGUGCUCACAAGCAAUGCGUUGGCACUUCAUCACUCCCAAAGCUUUCACUCGGAGGAUCCGAACCACUCAUGGUGGCAACAGCUGGACCGGAGAAGUGUGUUCCUACUGAAGGCAUCAAACGACUUGGGCGGUCAGAAUUAGGGCCCCAUGCGCAUGAAAAACAAAUGCCCUCGUGGUUGCGAAGAGUGCUUGAAAAAGGUCCUAAGUCGAUUUUGACCAACACUCUAUCUGCGAAUGAUGCACUUCGAAAGGCGGAAACCUUUGAGAACGAGGUGACGGACGUGAUCUUUGUGCUUGCUCGGUUAUGUGAUCGUGAUAAAUCUGUCCAGCGUGCCUUCUUCUGUAGCUCCAUGGUUCACCAAAUCUCAAAAAUGCCUAGGGAAGGCGGCUUUUGUGGCUACAGGAAUAUCCAGAUGCUAAUCACUUAUAUCAAGAACACUCGAUUGCCAGGGCAUGAGUGGUUCUCUGGGGAAUUGCCUACAAUCCUUCAGCUCCAGGAUAUGAUUGAGAAUGCAUGGGACAAGGGAUUCAACAGUGUAGGAAGAAUUGAAACUGGUGGCAUUCGGGGAACCAGAAAAUAUAUUGGCACACCCGAGGCUCAAGCGCUGUUUUCAAGUCUCGGAAUACUCUGCGUAGCCAAUAGCAUUGGACCCACGGAGAGCAUGCGAGCCCAUGAUGCAUUGUUCAUGAAUGUUGCUUCCUAUUUCCGGGGCACACGCAACCUGGAGAGGGAAGAUAAGGUCAUCUCUACCGACUUACCGCCCAUCUAUUUUCAGCACCAGGGACACUCCAUGACAAUUAUUGGGUUCGAAAUUCGUGAUAAUGGAAGUGCAAACUUAUUGGUUUUCGACCCGAUGUUCAAAGCUCCUCCUGCAAUCAAGCGACUAAAAGACACUCCAGGGUUGAACCCCGACCCUGCCAGAAUUCUCAAAGGAUACAGGCGCGGGACGGCAUACCUACAAAAAUAUACCGCAUUCGAACUUCUCAAACUCCAAGCCACCUGCCAAACUUGAAGGCUCGCCAUAUACCAUGGAGGUCUAUAGGGAUAGCCUCGAAUCUAAGUAGACUAUUCAGUCACAAAUCAUCAAUGGUUUAGC
Messenger RNA from Aspergillus japonicus CBS 114.51, 1101 nucleotides. RefSeq names its product C78 family peptidase. The record is from RefSeq and is a predicted model, not a curated record. Bases 73 to 1017 code for a protein of 314 amino acids. The transcript is spliced from 6 exons. Lineage: Eukaryota; Fungi; Ascomycota; Eurotiomycetes; Eurotiales; Aspergillaceae.